ACGAGCCCGCUCCUUUCCCUGCAGUCCACUAGGUUUCCUCCGCGUCCUUGGCCUUUCUCUCCACCGAGCUUCCCCUCUCUGCUGUAUAGCAUAAGACUGAUGUUUAAUGGAGACAAAUCCAGAAUUGUAUGAACACUUAUCUUCCUCUCUCGGUACCCGCCUCCGUGAGUGGGCUGGGCCGUGGGCCGGAAGCGGAAGUGCUGGCCAGCGUCUGCGAGUUCCGCUCUGGCUAUGGAGGAGUCUCCGAUCAGGGGAACCGGUGCUGGACGCCAAAUCAAAGGUCACCUGCCAGCUUAUAGAUUUUCAGUGGAAACUGGGCAUGGCUGUGAGCUCUGACACCUGCAGAUCCCUCAAGUAUCCGUAUGUGGCAGUGGUACUGAAAGUAGCCGAUCAUUCUGGCCAAGUAAACAGCAAGUCCAUCGAAAUGACAAUCCCGCAAUUUCAGAAUUUCUACAGACAGUUCAAGGAAAUUGCUGCUGUAAUGGAAACUGUGUGAGAACUGACUUAUGAUUUUAAAGUAAUGGACUCUACUUUCCAAAAAAGAACUGCAUAUGGAUCAAAGGAUAUUUAUACAACGAAAAUUGCACUUCUGGGGCUGGAGAGAUGGCUCAGAGGUUAAGAGAAAUGGUUGCUCUUUC
This is a messenger RNA of Onychomys torridus (southern grasshopper mouse), 638 nucleotides long. RefSeq names its product COMM domain containing 6 (gene Commd6). Gene Ontology annotation, molecular function: NF-kappaB binding. The record is from RefSeq and is a predicted model, not a curated record. Lineage: Eukaryota; Metazoa; Chordata; Mammalia; Rodentia; Cricetidae. Bases 107 to 496 code for a protein of 129 amino acids. The transcript is spliced from 4 exons.